AUGGCUGAGCUUUCAAAGGCUGAAAUCGAAGAUAUCAAGGAAGUUUUCGACCUUUUCGAUUUCUGGGACGGUCGCGAUGGUAUGAUUGAUGCCGUUAAGGUUCCAGAUCUUCUUCGAUGUGCUGGAAUGAACCCAACCAUCAAGAUCUCUCUCAAACACGGAGCCACUAAAAAGGCCGGUGAGAAACAGUACAAAUUCGACGAAUUUCUUCCCGUCUACCAGGCCAUUAUCAAAGAGAAGGAAGGCGGAACAUUUGCGGACUAUAUGGAAGCUUUCAAGACUUUCGAUCGUGAGGGUCAAGGCGUUGUGAGUGCUGCUGAACUACGACAUGUCCUCUCUGGAUAUGGUGAAAGGCUCAGCGAUAAUGAAAUCGAUGAUAUCAUCAAGCUGACACAGCUCCAUGUUGACCUUGAUGGCAAUGUGAAAUAUGAGGAAUUCAUCAAGGGAGUCCUUGAGGGACAGCCGAAAUAA
Molecule: messenger RNA, 471 nt
Organism: Rodentolepis nana
Lineage: Eukaryota; Metazoa; Platyhelminthes; Cestoda; Cyclophyllidea; Hymenolepididae
Source: the annotation of a GenBank genome assembly